Angiostrongylus costaricensis is the source of this 516-nucleotide messenger RNA. The record is from the annotation of a GenBank genome assembly. Lineage: Eukaryota; Metazoa; Nematoda; Chromadorea; Rhabditida; Metastrongylidae.
AUGAUGCAGGCGAAGGAAAAUCGUAUAGGUCGGUGGUACUUUGGUGGUUUGGCAUCUGCGGGCGCCGCUUGCUGCACACACCCUCUUGAUUUGUUGAAAGUUCAUCUUCAAACUCAACAAGUGGGGAGGAUGUCAAUGGGGCAAAUGGCCGUUAAAUUGUACAAAACCGAUGGGGUCCUUUCGUUUUAUAACGGUUUGUCGGCAUCUCUUCUUCGUCAGCUUACAUAUUCAACUACUCGAUUCGGGAUGUAUGAGACCUUGAAGAAACAGUUCCCGUCAGAUCAGCCAUUACCAUUUUAUCAAAAGGCGUUCCUUGCCGGAGUGUCUGGUGCGUGUGGCGGUUUUGUAGGAACUCCGGGUGAUCUAGUAAAUGUGAGGAUGCAGAAUGACGUUAAGCUUCCUCCACCAGAAAGACGUAAUUAUAAGCAUGCUGUUGACGGUGUCUUUCGCAUCCUCAGAGAAGAAGGAUUAGCACGUCUAUUUGGAGGUGUGUUUUUUUUACCGCCCUUGGAUUAA